This is a messenger RNA of Tribolium madens (black flour beetle), 1113 nucleotides long. RefSeq lists its product as uncharacterized. The coding region runs from base 128 to 1081 and encodes 317 amino acids. The transcript is spliced from 4 exons. The record is from RefSeq and is a predicted model, not a curated record. Gene Ontology annotation, molecular function: protein binding. NCBI's taxonomy places the organism in Eukaryota, Metazoa, Arthropoda, Insecta, Coleoptera, Tenebrionidae.
GGAAGAUUAUCGGUGCUGAACGGUCGUUUCUUCAUGUGAUGCGCGAUUAAUAAACCUGAAACGGUGAUGGCUUCAUAAUUUUCAGCGAAAAACCAAAGUUCGGGGAUGGUUGCCCCAACCCGAUGACAUGGGUCAAAAGCCAUCCACUUUGGGUGGCAAACAGUGGAUUUUUCGGCGAGAGCACCACCCGAAUCCGGAACAACCAAUCAAAUUUCAGUAUAAGACGCGACGGAAACACCAAGAGAGAACCACGAGUACCAACAACGAGGUGAAAUGUCGGAUUGUGAAGACGCAAAAUGUGCUCAGGGCGAAAUCCGAGCCGAAUUUGUGCGUGGAGCGAAAGGAGAGGCACAGACAUCGACGCAAGGGCCGGAUCAGGGAGGGCUGGGGAGGAGGGGAGCGCUUCGGGUACGAAAUUCAGGAUGUGGACGAUUUUCUCACAAAGGCCACGAUUGAAAAACCGGCCAACAUUCCGGUCGUCUUGGCCUUCCCGAGCAUUUUGUACCAGACAAGAGUCGGGGGGUACCAGGCCGAAAUCGCGUUGCCUUUGGGGAUGGUUGUCAAUGCGGUGUUCAAAAACCAGCAUUGGUUGUAUGUGCAGACGCCCCAUGCCGAGGAGGGGUACGUCAGCUACGCCGCAUGUCUACCACUAGGGAUCAUUCCGCCCCCCGAGGACGCCGCCCCCGCCCCCUGUUGGGAGAACAGCACCGACGUGUUCCCCAAACCUUGCGGCAACAUGACCGACACGGAAAAACUGAGCUCAAAAUCGGAAUGCAGCGUGGAGACAAUACGUUGCCCCAGUCGGCGCCUCCGCCCCUCGAGCACUUGCGAGGAACGCAGCGUCGACCGUCUCUACCUCAGCGCUGUGGCCUCCUCGAAACGUGGGGGCAAACCCCGCCGCCAGACGCUCCUAGUCAUCACCAGCGACUACUUCGGCCCCGAAGCCGACGCCCUCCACGUGCAGAAGGGCGACGUGGUGGGGCUGUUGCACAGCCACGUGCCCGGCUGGUUCUGGGUGCGCAACAAAGGGGGCGCUGAGGGCUUCAUACCGGCGGUUAUAGCCGGUCACGGUUUUUUGUAAAUUUGUAAAAAAUUAUUUAUUAAAUUAAUUAA